GGCGGGGUGGAAAAGGGGAAGUUGAGGAGGAUGUCGGGGUGGACACGUUCUGUGAAGUUAAACGUGUUUAUUUGCAGUGGGAGAGGGUUUGAACGAACAAUAAUUCCCCCUGAAUGUGAGCUGGAUAAGAACUGACUGACGUGUGUAUGUAAAUAUCCGGAUAAAACUCAAGCGAACGACUCAGAGCCUGAACCGACACAGGAGCUCCAUCAUUUUAAAGGCGUUUUCGCUGCUGCUCUAGGCAAGGAAAUGUCAUUUUAUAUCAACUAAACUUGCUAGAAAUAUACAAACAAACGAUAUCGGCGUGUUUUAACAGACACAGCCUAUUGUUUCGGUGUUGUGAACAUCAGGAGUCAGUGUAGCAUAGUGGCUACACAACUAGCUAGCAUGACAGACAAUAAAACAAGUCGAACAUAUACGGGUUUAAGUUAAAAGAAAGGAACAAAACUAGUUCUUGGUGAGGCUUAUUAUGAGUAGUAGCACAUGAUAGCAUCCUUGCUAAAGGCUACCUGGUUGCCUCAUUAGGAGGUUGAUCCAUGGCAUCCUUCGUGAUGUUAGGUAGACUCAAAUAAAUAAAUAAAAUACAAUUAAUAUGGGUUAUAUAAUAAUGUAUCAGCUUUACUGAGCUUCUUAGGCGGAAAUGAAGGCUGGAAAAAAACAUUAACUAUUAUUUUACACACACUUAACCUAAGCCUUGACAUUUCUUUGAGGAGUUAAAGCUCAUAAACAUGCCGAACACCGGCGUCAGCGCGAUGUUUUUGUCCCGACCCGAGGAAGGAAAUGUUGCCGGACACCUGAUGUCCGGAGCCGCGCCAGGGCCGCAGCUGCCCUCCAACUCCUCUCCCGCGGACACGGACAUGAAGGGAUGCGCUAACGGAGACCUGAUGGACAGCUUCGGGAUCUUCCUGCAGGGCCUGCUGGGGGUGGUGGCCUUCAGCACCCUCAUGUUGAAACGCUUCAGAGAACCCAAGCACGAAAGAAGACCCUGGAGGAUCUGGUUUCUUGACACUUCCAAACAGGCCAUUGGGAUGCUCUUCAUUCACUUUGCCAAUGUGUACCUGUCGGACCUUACAGAGGAGGACCCGUGUUCGCUAUACCUCAUAAACUUUCUUUUGGAUGCUACACUGGGUAUGUUGGUGAUUUACGGUGGCGUGAAGGCCGUCAGUGCUGUGGUCGAGUGGAGGCAGUGGGACUCGCUGCGCUUUGGAGAGUAUGGGGAGCCAGUACAGUGCACUGCCUGGGCAGGCCAGUGUGCGCUAUACAUCCUAAUUAUGAUGUUUGAGAAGGUUUUCAUCAUCCUGGUGCUUCUAAUCCCUCAAUGGAAGAAGCUGGCUAUGCUGAACCCCAUCACAAACCCACAGCUGGAGCUGGCUCUCGUUAUGCUAAUCGUGCCGUUCUUCGUCAACGCACUGAUGUUCUGGGUCGUCGAUAACUUCCUGAUGAAGAAAGGCAGGACAAAAGCCAAGCUGGAGGAGAGAGACGUCGGGGACGGUUCACGAGGUAGCAGCAAGGUGCGCUACAGACGAGCUCUCUCUCACGACGACUCCGAAUCAGAGAUCCUGUUCUCGGCUGAUGACGAAAUGGAGGAUUCGGAUGGCGACGAGGACCUGCGCAGGCUCACCACCGGUCUCAAAACGGUUAAGAAAAAAAAACAUCGACUGGGCAUUCCUGUCUGAUGUCUGAUGUGAGAUCAGGCUUUUUAGACUCCUCAUUCCUGUCACAGACUCACUCUGCUGCCUUCUGCUAGUCCGAUAGAGAGAUCAGCAUGCGUCCAGCCUUCCAUCCGUGCAUGGAUCUGCAGGUAGGAGUAAUAACACGCUCCCGAACAAAGCCCUAGGUACUGAUUAUGGAGCUGUGAAGCCGUGGGGAGCGUCUUGAACAUGGACCCCCUCCAAAACAACAGGAGAGGAAUGUGACUCCUUCCUACUGGCGUCUGUAGCCAUCUCUCUUUACAAACCACUCCUGCUGAUCUCUCAUGUUUCGGUUUUUUUAUUGCUAAGGGAAGUGUGUGCUGGCGAUCGGUGCUGCUUCUUUAUAACUAUAGACUGGAUGUACUGUCCGGUUGUAACGGUUGGAACAGCCGCUCAGCCUGGAUGUGUGUUACACGGAGGACGUAGGCAGCAAAAUCUAACUCGGGAGAAUUCACCCAGCCUUCAAGCACACCUCUACCUUGAGCGUUUAUCUUCUGUCUUGUUGGUGCAUCGUCUCUUCAACUGUAUGUAGAACAAAUAAAAAUAACGAGCGUGCCGGUUUAAUCGUGUUGAACUUGUGUGGUACGAGGAUCUCAGGAACAAAUGGUUUGGCAAACAGUAUAAAGCGAUACAAAGGGUUUUUUUUUUUUUUUUAUUUGUUUUUUUUUUAUUUUUUUUUUUUUAUUAUUUUUUUUUAUAAAGUUACUUACAGUAUGUAUUCAUUUGGUUUAAUAUAAAAUGGAACAUCCUUGAAUAACUGUGAAAAAUGUUUUUUUUGCAAAGUGUGUGUUUGGGCAAUGCUCGUCCGUGUGUGUGUUUGUGUCUGUGUGACUUUAUUGUUCUACGGUGUUUUACAGUUCCUCGGUCCUAGUGGGAGAUUUAGAUUCAUUCCUCGGUCACCUUUUGCACAAUUUGUUUGAUCACUGUGGUUUCAUUGUGUUUUGUUUUUGUUUGUUUUGGGUGUGGGGAAAGGCAUGGAAAUUCUCCUACAUUAUGCCUUCUCUGUAGCAAAGUUCAGAUUUUGGCAUCCUGUAUAAACUUGUAGCAUUUGUUUUCCUCUGAGGAUUCUGGGAGAAUCAGUGUAUACACUCAUAUUUUGUGCAUUUUUGUGCCGCCAGUUGUUCCUGGUGUGUGCGUGAGUGUGUUCUAAUGUGCCCAUGCUUGGCCUGCUGAUUUUUGGACUACUGUGAUGUUCGGCACUAAUGCUGAGGGUGAAUUAUGUUUGUUUUGAUAAACACUGACCACGGACGCUUGGGUGAAGUCGGUGCUCGGACACCGAAAUCUUAAAUACUAACUACUAAGUGAUUGGGAUUACUCACAAGCUGCAUUAUCAUUAUAUGCUUUUUCAAUAAACAAGGUCAAAUUUC
This is a messenger RNA of Ictalurus punctatus (channel catfish), 3058 nucleotides long. RefSeq names its product STIM activating enhance (gene stimate). Gene Ontology annotation, cellular component: membrane; cortical endoplasmic reticulum. Lineage: Eukaryota; Metazoa; Chordata; Actinopteri; Siluriformes; Ictaluridae. Gene Ontology annotation, molecular function: calcium channel regulator activity. The record is from RefSeq and is a predicted model, not a curated record. Gene Ontology annotation, biological process: activation of store-operated calcium channel activity. The transcript is spliced from 8 exons. Bases 729 to 1676 code for a protein of 315 amino acids.